AGUAAUUACCUCACCUCCUGCUCUUCCAGUACAGUAUCAGUCCCCUGGCUUAGAAAGUGAGUUAUAUGUGUGAUGUUGAGACCAACCACAGAACGAAUGAGGUUUAACAUACUUCUAAGAGAACCCAACACAGUUGUGUUUGUUGUAUCCCUACACUUUGGAAAAAUGCUUCUAAGUUACUCUAAAGCAAACCCUUUAAUUUCUCCUGUCUCUGAUUGUUUGCUAUUCCUAUAAAGCUAUGCUUUAUUCUGAAAUAAAACUCCCCAAAUGUGGUACUGAAUUGUUUUCAGUUUACAGCAGUCUGGCUGUUUUCCCAACAGCUGAUCAUGUUCUUGCUUCCAAACUGCAUUGUAGCUAUCUGAAAGUUGAACAGUAAGUAUUACAGUCAUGUAGAGCUGUAUGGGGUUUUACAAGGGUGAUGUUAGAACUUUUCAGUGAGUAAAAGCAGAGCGUCACAUACAAAAUUUGAAUUCCUUUUCCAGCCAUUAUUAAAUACUCAUAUUAACAGUGGUAGCAAUCAUUGCAUGAAGAACUGUGCAGUCACAAAAACAGAAGAUUAAAGCUAAUAUUAUGAAGUUAUAUUUUUAGCUGUCUUUGAAGGGGAUUGGGCAGCCACUGGCAUCUGAAUAUGCAUGAGCAUGUUUGUCAUUGGAUCAGCAGAGGUUCUAGAGGCAGUCUGUAAUGUAAGUGGUAGACUACACUGAGCUUUGGGAGUAAGCAGUACAGGUACACUGCCUCUACUUUGUCAUCCUGACAGAGCUGUCAAACAAAACUCUGCUAAUGAGAGUUUUUGUAGAUGUUUAUACAACAUUGUCUUUCAUCCUGAUGUUUUGAGGUAAGUAGAAAAGACUUCAAAAACCAGCCUUCUACAAGUCUUUUGAGAUAAGGUGGGAUUAUACAAGGAUACGAGUUCCACUUCAGGAACUCUUUGGAGUUAAAUACUGAGCUGCUCCUAUUUCACUGCAUUUUUAUUUUUUUAACAAGUUUGGGUGCCCCAACUGGGACCCAGUGAAGGUCACCAGAGUAGGCGGUGUUGCUUCAUGCUCCUGCUCAGAAUCUUUGCCUUAUCACCCAAGAUUUUCACGACCUACUUAGUCCCUGUAUUUUAACCAGUGUUUUAGCCACAGACAAUUCUGUUUGUUUUCUUAUUACCCCAAACUUUUUGAUUGCCACUUUUUCCAAAAUAUUGUCUUGUCUUUUGAUGUGACUUCUUCCAAGACAAAGUUCCAGUGGUGUAGAGGAAGAAAGGGAGAUUGCUAGACUCAGUUGAGCAAGAAACAUUUGCGUAACACCCAUCCCUGUUUCAUUCAGAUCAAUGUGUAACAUAUUGGGGGAAAAAAAUAACUUCUAACCAGUGUGAUUUAUCUUCUGUAAAUUGUACUUAAUGAAGAGCUAAUAACAAACUGAUUUUUCUUCUCAGAAGCAGAAAGCUUAUCUGGGACCUUAAGUCACUGAACUUCUGUCUAUCAAUUAGUCUCUAGCUCACAUAAGACUUUAACAUUGUCUAGAAACUGUCACUUCUGCAUCUGGGUCAAAGGCUGGUGGGAUGAGGUGACUGUCUCCAGUUAGGCUGACAGGCUUCCCAGCGUUGGGCCCAAGGCCAGUGUGUUUUAGUAGAGCAGCUGGUACUGUUCUUAAGAUGGCUUCCAAAAAUGGCAUUCAAGUUCCGGUACAGUGAAUGGGUUCCCAGUCAGUUUUUUUUUUCCUGUGAGUUCCUAUGCUGUGCUCUUCCAUUUCAAACAGAUGCGUUUGUUAGUGACUGAAGCUUUUAUAAGUAUUUAGGCUGGAUUUUGCUUCUGCUUCUGCUUCUGAGCUCUAGUUAUACUUUUCCCUGUUUUUAUAAUAUCUGUAUCUAAACAUCUCGAAAGCUUUUAUUGUGCAGUUUCACAGACCCAGAGUUCUGACAGUUUUCAGAAGAAGGAUGUCAAUGGGUAUGAUGCAUGAGUACUGUGACAUCACACUCUGCUCAGCCCUGGGCAGGAGAGGCUGCAGUGGGAGCAGGCACCAGGGUGGUGUGGGGAUGGCAGGUGUGCCCUGAGAAUCCUUGCUUUAAGGUAAUUGUCUUUUGUCAUGUCAUGGGGGAGGGAGAAGAGGUUGUUCUGGUGAUGUUGGUGUUUUUUUGUCUGUUUUGGAAAUAGGGUAUUUUUUGAAUUACCAUUAUGGUUUCCUAGCUUGCUGGCCAUUCAGACUUCCUGCUACGUGAAAAGCCAGCGUGGGGGGUGUCACUGAUUGGAUUCUUUAUGGGAAAGUGGCACUGGGGAGUAUUGGAGAAAGGUUUGUGGUGGCCUAGGCCACUGCCGUGGUGCUGCUGGAAUCCCACAGGGAUGUGCAGGUGCUCAGCUCAGGCAUUUUCUUGCUGCAGAUGAGAAGCUGUGAGCCGUCCUCAGAGUGUGACAAUGGAGCCUCCAGACAAUGUUCUGAGCUGCCUCAAGACUUUGCUUGAGGGUGUGAGCAGAGCUGUCAUAAAACAGAAACCAGAAGACAUUGCUGGGUUUUUAGCUUCCUAUUUCCAAGAGUUCAUUGACUUCCAAAAAGAGAAUCCAGAUUUGGUUUUAACAGAAGUGGUUGAAAAAUUUGAUCUUAAGCAGGAAACUUGGAAUGCGGAACAGGAAGAGAAGACAUCAAAUCAUAAUGAGGCUUUGCUUUUUACUGAGUCCCAGAGAAAGGAAUCGUGUACUGACAGAGAGGAAGAUGAUCAUCUUGAAGACCUCACUUCACGUAGCUCCAGAGUAACUCUGUGCCCAUCACCAACCAGUUCUGUUCCAGAAAGCAUGCAUCCCACUGGACCUGACAGAGCUUUAUCCCCUGAAGGAUCUGAACUUGAGUAUGUGCCUUCUGACCCUGCCCAGCUCCCUGCCCAGGUGGAUGAUAGCAGUGGUUCUGUUUGUCUUGUGAGGGAUGUGGCAACCACUGUGCAGACUCUUCAGGAAGAUGUUUCUGCUGCCUCGGCAGCUGAGGCUUCUAGGUCACAACUAGGAGUGCAGCCUUUGUCUUCCAUGAGUGGAGAACUAGGACCCUCCAACACCCAGGUCCUUGUUUCAACAACUGAUACAAAUCAGGUUUCCUCAGACCACCUGCAGGAAGGACUCUCAUCUCUUCCACCACCACAACCUUCUAAAGAAGAGUUGCAGGCUGUGCCUUCCUGUAGUGCAACUAAGGUCAUUUCAACCAGUGAUAAACUGAUAACGGAUGCAGAGGUUCCUUCCUACACGCAGCAGUUUCCAGAUAAAAUAAUCCUUUCCUUUAGUGGACAAGCUCUUUCUUCUGUAAAGCUGUCAUUAAACGCAGGCCAGGUCUCAUGGCUGAUUGCUAAUGAUGCAGUGUUCCAGCCUGAGCAAAUGGAAGGCAUAGCACAGAUGGAAUCAACUGAGCAAGCUUGUUGCUUCAGAGUGGAAUGUUCCAUUAUGGAUGGCAUGCUGAAGAACUGACACAACAGCUCUCAAAAUCUCUUAACAGCUGGGCAACUUUGAGGGUAAGACUUGAAAUGCUGGCCACAGUGAAGACCUGAGUGCAGAAGCGAUGAGGUAUCCAAUUUUUGCCCUCACCAUAAGAACCAGGCAACGCACAGCCAAAAAAAAAAGCAUUUCUCCUCAUCUGUGCAGAUGGCUCCAGUACCACUGCCCUACCUGGGUAAUUCUAGUUGCAUACAGAAUAAAAACAGAAAGCAUCUCACUGCCUUUGUAGCUGUUCCACUAGUCCACAUUCAAGGCUUGAGCAGUGGGCUCACUGCACGCUCAGAAUGAAUGCUUUGCCCCUGCUCCUGGCACCAGACUGCUCCUACUGGAAGGAAGAGAGGUCACUGAAGCACACUAUCCAGCAUCACUGCAGCAACUUCGGAGGCCGGCUUAGAAAGGGUCACCACUGUCAAACACCAUUCACUUUAGACUAGAUGCAAGAAGUUUUGAAGCCUUUAUUUAGUAGCAAUUAAAUUAUUCAAUUAACACUAACCUCCAGACAGCAGUUAAAAUAUUGUACAAGGAACAGCUCGCCCUCUAGAAGCUCUGUACACAGUUCAGUGUAAACUUACACUCUUAAGAUUGAAUGCACCCCACUGAAAAGGGUUAAAGCAGCUGUGCACAGGAGGCCUCGCUGAAGUGCCUUCCUACCUCUGAGAUGCACAAGGCUUCCUUCCAGGCAGCCUGCACUGUGCAGACAGUCCCACCGGGUCCCAGACUGAUCCACUUCUUGCCUGUUUGCAGUGGUGCUGGGCACCAGAACUCAUAGUGCAUUGAACAGAUUCUUUUCAAACCUGUUAUUAGUGUGCAGUUGAAAUCCAAUCCAUAGGUGUUUAAAUGGCUCUUAAUUCCUUAAACCAUAAGGCUUGUAGCAAAAAAAGGAGAGCAAAAUUCAAAACACACUGCACAAAAUAU
Messenger RNA from Tympanuchus pallidicinctus (lesser prairie-chicken), 4370 nucleotides. It is a transcript of the gene CABYR, whose product is annotated as calcium binding tyrosine phosphorylation regulated. NCBI's taxonomy places the organism in Eukaryota, Metazoa, Chordata, Aves, Galliformes, Phasianidae. Gene Ontology annotation, molecular function: calcium ion binding. Gene Ontology annotation, biological process: sperm capacitation. Bases 2397 to 3428 code for a protein of 343 amino acids. The record is from RefSeq and is a predicted model, not a curated record. The transcript is spliced from 4 exons. Gene Ontology annotation, cellular component: sperm fibrous sheath; cytoplasm.